AUUUACAUAUCUCUCAAGUAGUGGUGACAUUGAUUUCCCUUGUUUUUCUUAGGAUUGAUUCUAUUGAUAAUUUUUACUGUUCUAGUUCUAGGGUUUUCUUUUUUAAUUUAUUUUUUAAUAACUGAAACCGAUUUAGGUUUGUUUAGUAAAGAUUGUGAAGUUGUAACUAAAAUUAGGUAUUUUUUUUUAAGACUUCCAUUGCAUGGAAAACUGAUUUUAUCCAACUGGGCUUGCAGGACACGGUGGUCUCUUUAUUCUAUAAAAUCCAAAAAAAUACUUUCACAGUAGAAUGAGAAUUUGAAAAGAAAAUCCUAAUAAUCUUUUAGUCCUGUUGAUAUUCACGGAACCAUCCUACUAAUCUUUCUGCCUUACUAAGAGAGUAUAAUUUGCAGUCACCAAUUCCAAAUGCUCAGCCAAUUAUAAGCAAUAUCAGGGUAAAAAUAAAAUCGAAGGAUGGCAAUGGCGAUAGAAGGAGGAGGGACAUUAUCAGAAAUAUUCCAGAGCUCGAAAAAGGCUCUACUGAGAGCUAGAGAUGGAAUCGAGAAGUUAGAGAGGCUAGAGAAUUCAACAUCAAACGGAGGUUUAGACUCGCCUGAGCUUUCUUUUGCAGUUAAAAAAGAUAUCUCUCAGAUUCAGUCGCUUUGUGCUCAGAUGGAUCGUCUUUGGCGUUCUAUUGCCGCUAAGCCACAGCGCGAUCUUUGGAAAAGAAAAGUAGAACAAGUAGCAGAAGAGGCUGAAUCGUUGAAACAAAGUUUGGAUAGAUACUUUUUGAGGAAUCAAAGGCGAACGAGAGAAGCUCAGGAGAGAGCUGAAUUGCUUGGUAGAGCUAAUGGGGAAUCAGCUCAUGUAUUGAGAAUAUUUGAUGAGGAAGCACAAGCAAUGCAGUCGGUUCAUAAUUCUAAAAGAAUGUUGGAAGAAUCUUUAUCUACAGGAUCUGCUAUUCUUUCUAAAUAUUCCGAACAAAGACAACGCUUGAAGAAUGCACAACGUAAAGCUCUGGAUGUUCUCAACACAGUGGGGCUCUCCAACUCUGUGUUGAGGCUUAUUGAGAGGCGGAACCGUGUUGAUAGGUGGAUCAAAUACGUGGGAAUGCUCAUAACACUUGCCCUCGUGUAUUUCCUCGUGAGUUGGAGUCGUUGAAGUGUUCUUCGUGUUUUCAUUUCAUUUCAAUGCACAUAUAUAUAUCUAUACAUACAACUUCCUUUUCCAUUUCCAAACAAAUGAAUCUUUUGUACAAUGGAUGUGAGAUUAUAUAAAAUGGAUUCAUAACAGGUUUCCGUGUUCCA
This is a messenger RNA of Ricinus communis (castor bean), 1286 nucleotides long. RefSeq names its product membrin-11. The record is from RefSeq and is a predicted model, not a curated record. Gene Ontology annotation, biological process: vesicle-mediated transport; vesicle fusion. Gene Ontology annotation, molecular function: SNAP receptor activity; SNARE binding. The transcript is spliced from 6 exons. Gene Ontology annotation, cellular component: SNARE complex; Golgi apparatus; ER to Golgi transport vesicle membrane. Lineage: Eukaryota; Viridiplantae; Streptophyta; Magnoliopsida; Malpighiales; Euphorbiaceae. Bases 454 to 1140 code for a protein of 228 amino acids.